AUGUCAGGCGCCACAACCCUAGCCGUCGACACCCUUGUCUCAAUCAUCACAUUCGCAACCGCCACAGCCUCAAAUCCAACCUCAACAUCCCUAUCAAUAGCAGCAGAGUUGCCCUCACCAGCACCAGAUCCAAAUGUACUGCUAUGCGACUGGACGAGGUCAGCAGCCGACUGCAGAGAUGCGGACUUUAUACGGUGCAUGCUAAUAGCAUCCUCAGUCCUUCACGUGGCUGUUGGACUCUUUGGUAUCUGGUUACUGGUGUACCGAAACAGAGGAUUCAACCGCAAGAUUGCUACAGAGCUAUUUAUCUUUGUUGGGACUGGGAUCCGGCCCAAACCAAUGGACUGCCUCAUUUUCUUCAAUACGCUCGCUUGCUUUGCCAAGUUGCUGGGAAAUAUGCCGCUGAUCCUUGAUGUCCUCCGCAAUUCCUGGGGGCUCCGCAUCGCUAUCGAGCAGCUUUACUGGAUCUUCGUUUCGUUCGCAUUCUCGGCUUACUUUGUUGGACUCCUCUACGCCAUGCCUGUGACCACGCGCGAAGGCAUCUUUGCCAUCUACCAACCAGAGACCACGUUUGGUUCCAAGCCCUUGGCUCCAAUUCACGUCCUAACCCCCACUACUAUCCAGAAGAACGCCCUACUUGUCAUGGGGGCAGUCUACCCGUCCAUCUUUGGCGCUGGACUGGGCAUUGCCUCUGGUGUACUCCGUGAUCACGGUCACCUUGAUGCAUCUAGGAUCUUCAUGCUCUGUCAAUAUGGAAACUGGGUUCUGAUCCUGUAUAUUAUGGCCGCCAUGUUCUUUUAUUACGGUCUCAAGUACACGUUCAUUCUUCGUGCCAAUAUCAUCAUCGCGGAGGCUGCACUCAAGGCUCCACGCGCUGCAUUUGGCAUUGGCAACCUAAAAUCGAGAUCUCCUGCGAGGUUCUUGUUCAUCCAACUCCAGAUCACCGGGUUCGGGGGCUGUGCGGUUACUAUCCUGGCUGGAUCGCUCUGCCUUAUUUGGAUCUUGUUCCAGCAGAAAAUCCUGGCCAUGGAGGACGAUCAGCUACCACAUACGAUGGCCUUCUUUUGGACGUGUGCUAUGGCAGCGACAUUCUUUGUGAUCAAUUCUUUGAUCACCGCUCAGUCUGUGAGGAAUCGAAAGAGGGGUUUGCACGAUCCGUCUUCGUCCCUAUCCGGACCAUCUUCAGGCCAAGGCAGUGGUGGCAACGGCACUGGAAGCCUGCAAAAGCAUGGCGGCCCGAACCAGAACCAGAGCUACAACAGCAAGGGAUCCAAGCAUGUGAUGUCGCGAUUCGAUCCUGAGGUUUGCUUGACCCACGAGAGUUCGGGCGAUGUCAGCACAUUGCACUCGGUCUUGUCAAUAGAAAAGUCUGGUGCGGACCAAACACGCGAUAUGAACGACAGUGAUCUGGAAGCGGAAGGUAUCGAAUGUGACCACGACUCCCUCAGGGCUUAUUCCCUGCCACCUCCACCUCGGCCAGUGAUAGGCAGCUCAAGCUUUAAGGCCGCAAGUACUGGCCCUGACCAUAGUGUUAUCCGGGAGUCAGUCUUUGGAGGAAGGACCCCGCGCGAGGACACUAGGGUCGGUUCACCGCCCCAGUCACCGACCUCUGGAGGGUUCAGUUUGCCGUCGUUCCCGUUGACGUCACUACGAUCAGGGUCGAGGAACAGCGUGUUCUCUCGUCCUUCGACGAGCUCGGUCUCCGGAAGUCCCUCAUACCACACGACAUCGACGUCGACUGUAGGCAGCCGUUUAUCGCGUAGUUCCUCUUACAAACACGGUGGAUCAUCCUCAAAUUCGUACACAGUACCGCGACCGACAAGCCCUACAAGUCCAACGUAUCCGAAUGUCCGUCAACCCUCGUCAAACAAUGUCCAGCAGCCGAUAUCGCCGUCAUCGCCGUCAUCAUCGCCUCCUCAGAUCUAUAGUCCUCCACAGUAUCCAAGGGAACUGUCGCAGCCUGUGGCACAGGUUGGCGGGGCUAUUCGCAAUUCAUCGAAUGCAGGCAUAACCGCCAAAGGAUCAGCUGUUGUACCUACAUCCAUGUCUGCACCGAUCUCCGUCCCUCUGCCUUUGUCUGCGUCGAGGGGAGGUGGGGGCGGAUAUCGGAGUCAGGGCAUUGAGCUGGAGACGAUCCAGUACCAGCAAUUUCAGCUUCGGCAGCAUGAACAAGAGCAAGACCAAUACCAGCAGCAGCAGCAGCAGCAGCAGCAGCCAGUGACUGAAGCACCAGUUGUAGUUCAUUUUAGAAGGCCAUAUAAUGAAAGUGGCGACAACGGUGGACGAAGAGAGGAAUGGUCUUUGCCACCAACUUAUAAAUAA
This is a messenger RNA of Gamsiella multidivaricata, 2322 nucleotides long. RefSeq lists its product as uncharacterized. The coding region runs from base 1 to 2322 and encodes 773 amino acids. Gene Ontology annotation, biological process: mRNA 3'-end processing. The transcript has 3 exons. The record is from RefSeq and is a predicted model, not a curated record. Gene Ontology annotation, cellular component: RNA polymerase II, holoenzyme. Lineage: Eukaryota; Fungi; Mortierellomycota; Mortierellomycetes; Mortierellales; Mortierellaceae. Gene Ontology annotation, molecular function: RNA polymerase II complex binding.